Molecule: messenger RNA, 1770 nt
Organism: Sphaeramia orbicularis (orbiculate cardinalfish)
Lineage: Eukaryota; Metazoa; Chordata; Actinopteri; Kurtiformes; Apogonidae
Gene: ccnb1
Product: cyclin B1
Exons: 9
Coding region: 53-1276 (407 amino acids)
Biological process (GO): mitotic cell cycle phase transition
Molecular function (GO): cyclin-dependent protein serine/threonine kinase regulator activity
Source: RefSeq, a predicted model, not a curated record
UCCGUCUCCAUUACGAAUCUACGACUGUUUGUGAAGCAGCACAGCUUUGGAAAUGGCUCUCCGAAUGACCAGAAACCGCAUGGCCUCCAGCCGGUCCGACCUGGGGGGGAAGGCCUGCUCGGUCACCGGGCCCGGGCUGAAGCCUCGGGCCACCCUGGGGGAGAUCGGAAACAUCGCCCUCAACAAGGAAGCACAGAAAAAGACUGUGAAGCCGGAGGCCACUAAAAAGACCACAAGACAAGUUGCUGCAGCCAAAGUAGAAAAGCCAGUUGAACAGCCCAAACCCAAAGAUGUUCCUGCUCCGGCUCCAGUUCCACCUGAGCCCAGCGUACCGGUUCUGCCUGAACCAGCGUCCCCCACCCCAAUGGAGACCUCAGGCUGUGAGCCGGCAGACCUCUGCCAAGCCUUUUCAGACGUCAUGCUUCACACGGCCAUCAGGGACGUGGACGCAGACGACUACAACAACCCCAUGCUCUGCAGCGAAUACGUGAAAGAUAUCUACAAAUAUCUCAGACAACUUGAGAUCGAGCAGAACGUCCGGCCCAACUAUCUGCAGGCCCGGGAGGUGACUGGAAACAUGCGGGCCAUCCUCAUCGACUGGCUGGUGCAAGUCAGCCUCAAGUUCCGCCUGCUGCAGGAAACCAUGUACAUGACAGUGGGAAUCAUCGACCGCUUUCUUCAGGACCACCCAGUCCCCAAGAAGCAGCUGCAGCUGGUCGGAGUGACCGCUAUGUUCCUUGCUUCCAAAUACGAGGAGAUGUAUCCUCCUGAGAUCUCAGACUUUGCCUACGUGACAGACCGGGCCUACACCACCGCCCAGAUCAGAGACAUGGAGAUGACCAUCCUACGAGUGCUCAAGUUCCAAAUGGGUCGCCCUCUUCCCCUCCACUUCCUCAGACGGGCCUCAAAGAUCCAUGAGGUAACUGCAGAGCAGCACACUCUGGCAAAGUACCUCCUGGAGCUCACCAUGGUGGACUACGAGAUGGUGCACUACCCACCUUCCAUGACGGCGAGUGCUGCUCUGGCUAUAACCCUCAAGAUCUUGGAUGGUGGAGACUGGGAUGCGACGCUGCAGCACUACAUGGACUACACAGCAGAGAGCUUGAUUCCUGUGAUGGCGCACAUCGCCAAGAAUGUUGUGAAGGUGAACGAGGGGCUGACCAAGCACAUGGCAAUCAAAGGAAAAUACUCGACUUUGAAGCAGAUGCGGAUCGCCACCAUCCCACAGCUCAAGUCCUCAGUGGUGAAGGCUCUGGCCAAGCAGCUCACCCACUGACAGUCUCCUCUUGGCACCAUGUGCUGGAUUUUCCUGUUGUACAGAUGUAACUUAAACAUUUUUAACGUGACUGAAAUGUCAGCACACUAACGCGCCGGUCGGUGGUUUUACAUGUGAACUCUACAAUCGUGUAGUUGCCUCUUCAAAGUCUGACACAAGCUGGAUCUGAAACUUUCUGCUAAACUAGUAGAUGCACAACCUGUUAUAUCAACAUACUCAUGUUGGCCAUUAAUGACAACUGUGCAAUAUAUUCAAACCAAACUGGGCUUCUGCAUCAAAUGGCUGACCUGAUGUAUGUUCAACUUGUGUCAUGAUUUAGAAAAUGGUUUAAGAUUGAACUUUUAAGACUCUUAAGUCUUUUAAUGGGAUUCUUUAAUGUUUUUUUUUUUUUUUUUUUUUAAACUUGAGUGUGAAUUUUUAAAAUGUACAUCUCUUUUUAUGUCUCUGCAUAUACCUUUUUCUGAAAGUUCUAUUAAAUGACUUUUUGAUCAGAA